UGAUUUAAACUGCCUUAAACCCCAAAACGAAGUAUAGGGUUUAUGUAAGCAGUGAAACCCAUUGCGUAAGUUCACAGCUUCUCUUCUCUGCUCUUCUUUCCCAAACCGCCCCUUUGGCUUUUCAAAGUUAAAACAUGAAGCAAGGACCUGGACUCUUCUCUGAUUUUGGCAAAAAAGCCAAAGAUUUACUCAACAAGGACUACACCUCCGACCAGAAGUUCACCAUUUCUAGUUCCAGCUACUCUGGAUUGGCACUUGCAUCAAAUAUUGUGAACAAGGGAGGCCUCUCCUCUGGGGAUGUGGCAGCACAAUACAAGCACCAGAAUGCUGUUGUUGAUUUCAAGCUUGACACAGAGUCAAAUAUCUUGACAACCCUCACCAUCACAGAUUUACAUCCAUCUGCAAAAACAGUGGCUUCUUUUAAGCUGCCUGAUUAUAACUCUGGGAAGUUGGAGGUUCAGUAUUUCCAUGAACAUGCAACUGUGGCUACUGCUGUUGGGCUGAAGAAAUCCCCAGCUGUUGAUUUUUCUGCAACAAUUGGUACGCCUGGUAUUGCUUUCGGUGCAGAGGCAAGCUAUGUGACAUCUUCUGGUGAAUUCACGAAGUAUAAUGCUGGAGUGAACAUGACAAAGCCUGAUUCCAAUGCUUCAGUGGUCUUGGCUGAUAAGGGAGACUCCCUAAAGGUGUCAUAUUUGCACCAUUUAAAUCAGCUAAAUGGUGGAGCUGUUGUGGGUGAGAUUGCAAGAAAGUUCUCCACAAAUGAAAACACAUUAACUGUGGGAUGCUCAUAUCUUGUUGAUCCACACACACUGGUGAAGGCAAAGCUCAAUAACCAUGGCAAUCUUGGUGCUCUUGUACAGCAUGAGCUUAGACCGAAGUCCUUCCUUACUAUAUCUGGGGCCUUUUACACAAAGGCGUUGGAGAAGACUCCCAAGUUUGGUUUGGCACUCUCUCUAAAGCCCUGAACAGGUAUAUUGACUAAUUGAUAGGAACAAACAAUGUGGCUGAUGAGAUUGAUAAAUCGUGUCAUUUUCUUUUUCACGUAGGCAUCUAGUGAUUGAAAAUGGAAUCUUAGUAACUUUCAAAAGGUGUUUGCUUUUUGGAUUGUUAAAAAACCUUUGAUUAUUACUCAUUUUAAUUAAUUAUUACUCCUAUUGAUCA
Gossypium raimondii (Peruvian cotton) is the source of this 1161-nucleotide messenger RNA. RefSeq names its product mitochondrial outer membrane protein porin 2. Lineage: Eukaryota; Viridiplantae; Streptophyta; Magnoliopsida; Malvales; Malvaceae. The coding region runs from base 135 to 965 and encodes 276 amino acids. Gene Ontology annotation, biological process: monoatomic anion transmembrane transport. The transcript has 6 exons. Gene Ontology annotation, cellular component: mitochondrial outer membrane. The record is from RefSeq and is a predicted model, not a curated record. Gene Ontology annotation, molecular function: voltage-gated monoatomic anion channel activity.